AUGUCUCACCUACCUGACUUCUCCACAUCACCGUUUUUAUCGCAAAAACUUAUGGAAUAUGCAAGUCAUAUAUUCAAGUUUCUCACAAGCCAGAUCCGUGUAUCUGAGAAUGGGCGUCAUAAAAAGACCUCCUUGACUCAAGCGGCUGUUGCGCCGGAAACGCUUUUACCUCAUCAGGAGUUUCGAAAUUCCCUGAAAGGCCAGGAGGUCUUUGUCCCAAGCCUGUACAGCUUAUUCCCGGAGUGGUCCCCAAAAUUGCACCAAGGCUAUGAAAGAGCGCGUGAUGAAGUUAUUAACCCUUGGCUGGAGAGUAGAUGGGUUGAUAACUCGCAAACUUGCAUGAAGUUAAAGGCGGCCAAUUUUACCAUCCUUGCAGCAAUUCUUUGUGUGGAUACAUCGUUUGACAAGCUAUGCACAGUUGCCAAAUCUUUUGCAUGGUACUUUAUCUGGGACGAUCCCUACCUGAAGAAGUGCAAGGAAUACUUCCAAUAUCACCUUUUGGAGAUCGGGGAACACCCGGAUUUAUCACGUUGUUCCCAAGAACAACAAAAUGCGUUACUCUGUUGGAAUGAGGUGGGCCAGCACCUGCGCGAAAGUUGUAGCAGGAGUGUGUGCGAGGUGUUCCUUGACAAAAUGCUAGGAUACGUAGCCAGCGUCGACACGGUAGACUCUAUUUUCCAUAAAGGAAUGGUCCCGUCAUUGGCAGAAUACUGGCAGAGGCGAGACCUUACGGCAGGGGUUUAUCCGGUGCUGGCUACACUUCCGUUCAUCUACGGCAUCGAUAUCUCGAUGGAACACUUGAAAAAUCCUGCAUUUGCAGCCUUAUUAAGACAGACAUCAUAUGUCGUCCAUAUCACAAAUGACAUGUUGUCUAUGCGGAAGGAAGCAGUUAAGAGACAACCAAAUCGAGACCUCAUCCCUGUCAUUAUGCUGAACUAUGAGCUGGACUGUGACAGAGCAAUGCAAACCAGCUUCCAAAUGGCCAAGGAUGAAGUCAAAGGCAUCGUGCUGUGGAAAGCCUGCUCCAACAGGGAGGCGAAAGAAAAUACCUCUGAAAUACCGGAAAUUCUCGCAACUUCUUUUAUCAAAGGUUGCAAGGACGUUGCUAUGGGACUAAUUCAUUGGAGUUACUCCGGAGAACGUUAUUUCAAACAGCAGGAAUUCUGUGAUGAUAAGUCAGUGACCUUUAGAAUAUGA
Messenger RNA from Nannizzia gypsea CBS 118893, 1197 nucleotides. RefSeq lists its product as hypothetical. NCBI's taxonomy places the organism in Eukaryota, Fungi, Ascomycota, Eurotiomycetes, Onygenales, Arthrodermataceae. The transcript has 9 exons. Bases 1 to 1197 code for a protein of 398 amino acids. The record is from RefSeq and is a predicted model, not a curated record.